Balaenoptera acutorostrata (minke whale) is the source of this 681-nucleotide messenger RNA. Its product is annotated as 60S ribosomal protein L31-like. Gene Ontology annotation, molecular function: structural constituent of ribosome. Gene Ontology annotation, cellular component: cytosolic large ribosomal subunit; ribosome. The transcript has a single exon. The record is from RefSeq and is a predicted model, not a curated record. Lineage: Eukaryota; Metazoa; Chordata; Mammalia; Artiodactyla; Balaenopteridae. Gene Ontology annotation, biological process: cytoplasmic translation. Bases 158 to 532 code for a protein of 124 amino acids.
AAGACAAAUAAUAAAGUAGAUAAAAUAUUUGCCAUACAUAUGAUAGAGAAAAGGGUAAUAGUCACAAAACAUAAAGAGGCCUUGAAAGUCAAUUGAAAAAAAAAAGAUUAUUUAUUUAAAACAUGGGAAAAGAGCUUUCCAACCCAAACCUGGCAGAAUGGCUCCUGCAAAGAAGGGUGGCGAGAAGAAGGGCCAGUCCGCCAUCAACGAGGUGGUGACCAGAGAAUACACUAUCAUCAUUCACCAGCGCAUCCAUGGAGUGGGUUUCAAGAAGCAUGCCCCUCGGGCACUCAAAGAAAUCCAGAAAUUUGCCAUGAAGGAGGUGGGAACUCCAGAUGCACACAUUGACACUGAGCUCAACAAAGCUGUCUGGGCCAAAGGAAUAAGGAAUAUCCCAUACGGUGUCCAUGUGCGGUUGUCCAGAAAACGUAAUGAAGAUGAAGAUUCACCAAACAAGCUCUAUACGUUGGUUACCUAUGUACCUGUCACCACUUUCAAAAAUCUGCAGACAGUUAAUGUGGAUGAGAACUAACGGCUGAUUGUCAAAGUUUUCGAACCACCAAAAAAAAAAAUAAAUGGGAAAAGAACAUGAACAGGCAAUUCAUAAAAGAAAUACAAAUAGCCAGUCUAUACAUGAAAACAUGCUCAAUCUUACUAGUACUAAAAUUAAAACAAUGUAUU